Molecule: messenger RNA, 2631 nt
Organism: Myiozetetes cayanensis
Lineage: Eukaryota; Metazoa; Chordata; Aves; Passeriformes; Tyrannidae
Gene: TSPAN32
Product: tetraspanin 32
Exons: 11
Coding region: 1-1083 (360 amino acids)
Cellular component (GO): membrane
Source: RefSeq, a predicted model, not a curated record
AUGGUGGUGUUUGAGGCUGAGAGCAAGGGCAACACAGCCUCCUGCAGCAGCACCUUCUGCAUGUUCAGGAAAGAAGUGAUCAGCUCUGAACCUGCCAUGUCUCCUACACACAUCUGCAGCUCCCCAUACACAAUCUCUGCAGUACUUGCUCCAAGUGCUGAGUGCCAACACCAGAUCGCAGCGGUGGGAGGGAAGCGGGUUCGCUCGGGCAUCCUCUCCGUCGGUCGGCAGCUCCCGGUGGGCAGGCGGAGACGCUGCCCCGGCCGGCGCAGGGAGCGGGGCCCUGCAGUGAGUUACAUACAUCAUUGCACUUUUCACGACCCGAAGACGAGGGGUGAACCCGGCGAGAGAAGCAGCCAGCGGGGUCCCGCUGGGGAGGAGCUGCUGGGGCUAUCCAUUGCCACGCUGAGCACAGUUACCCACUAUGGGCUCCAUUUCACCCUCAUCAGCGAUAUCUCCCUGGAUGGCAACUCCUACAGGGUCAUCCACUACAGAGCUUUCUACUUUGGGAUCUGCCUCAGCAUGACCCUGAUCCUGGCAGCCCUGCUGAGCUCUGCCGCCACGGUGCGGGAAUCGCAGUGCCUCACCGCCAUGGGAUUUUUCUGUUUUGCUCUGGCCUUCUGUGGAUUGAUCCCAGCUGCCUGCUGGAGAUACACACACAGCACGGAGGUGGAAGACAGCAUGAUGGAUGUGUAUGAUUUUGUGUACGAGGAGGUGAGGAGGAACACCUCCAGCUUCAGGAGGCACGAGUUGACUGCCAUCCACAAAGCAUUCCUGUGCUGUGGGAAGCACUCUCCUUUUGGGGACACAACCAAUGUUGAGCACAAGACAUGCCCACCUGGCCAGGUGCACGAUGCGGGACAGGACUGCCUACGAGAGAUCCAGGACUUUCUGAAGAAGCACAUGGACUUGGUCUUCUCACUCCUGGGCAUCGCCAUUGGCUUCACGGUUUAUGGGAUGAUCCUAACUUCAUUCCUCUGGUUCUCCAUCCACUUCAGCAGCAAUCUGGACCGGAAAGGCAAAUAUAUCCUGCGAGAGAGCUGUCCUGCAUUUCCAAGCUGGCCAGAGGGGAUGAUGCUCUGAGUAGAAGUCCCACAUCUUUGCCUCAAACAGACAAGGCACCUGGGCUCGGAGAUGCAGAUUCCCUUGCCGGGAGAUGUAGGGGCUGUAGCUCCACAAGUAGGAAAUGAAGAUCCCCUAGAACAAAAAUGGAGAGAGAAGACCAGCAAAAAUGACGGUCAUCUGAGCAAUUUCCUGUGACCCCCAAAGAUGCAAUGUUUCUAGGAAGAUGGUUUUGGAUCGCAGCCCAGGAUCAAUCUUGUGCAAUCGGUAAACAAAUGGACACAAAGUGUGUCAUCACUGAUGGGAAAUUUGCUCUUCCAGCCUGGUCACUCACAAGGAUUGACUUUGGACACAUUUCUGAUCACGCUGGAGUAUGUAGGCAUCCAGUGAUGGUCAGUUGUUUUUCCCCUAUUUUCAGACGUUGCCAGAGAUCAGAAAGAAAAUCAGAAAGUAGUGCAUGAGCUUUGAAACAAUUGACCAGCACAAGGACACAUUCCUGUGUUGUUCUUCCUUAAUAAUGCAAUAUAACAUUAUUUUUUAAUUCUUGAUUUAGUCAACCUCCUCGAGCUUGAUGACACACUGAUUUCACAGGGGCUUGUUCAGCUUCCAGCCCCAGCUCUGUUUUAUUUGGCUUCCCUAACCCACCGCGCUGCUGUGUGCCAAAGGACUUCGAUAUUACACAUACACGCAGAAGUUUAAAUCUAUAAGAGAACAGGACUGAUCUCCAGCCAGGUCAAAAGCUACAAAGUCCAACUCCACAUCCCCUUUGCACCACUCUUAUCAAUAAUAAACAGAACUUAAAAAAGGCUGUCAGUCUGCCUGAAAGAAAAGGCUCCCUGUCGUGCUUUGCCCGCAUGAGGAGGCAGAGCUGCUUCUGAGCUGAAACCCAUCAUUGCAAUGGAUGUAGCACCUGCUGUAAGUUCUAUGGCUGCAUGAAAUGUCUGUUGAUCCAACAGUAGUUUUUACUCCUCUUCUAUGUAGUGGCUUUUAGCUGUGAAAAACGAUAAGUAGCAAUUGUGUAUGAGAUAAACAUGGAAACCCCUCAUGCUGCUGCCGCCCAGGCAGGGGCUACUACACAGGCAAGAACAGCAGGACAUCCUACAGCACUUGGCUGGCAUUUUAACAUGACUGCAAAUACCUUGUGUUAGAAAAAAUUGCACUGUGAAGGAGUGAGGACAGGCUAUUGCUUCUCAGCCCAAUCCCUUGGGACGAGUGGAGCUUCACCAUUGACUUCAGUGGAAGCAGGAUCCAGUUCACACUGCUCCAGUGUAGUACUCAAGCUACCUCCUGACAGUCGCCACCACACCUAAGUCUGGCAGGGAUUUAGGGGUGAUAUGCACUUGACAGCACACUAACUUUCUAGUGGUGAGAAAAUAUUCUCUUGUAUAUGUACUAUCAUGUAUCUUCUCUGGAAAGAGACAAUCUCCCUUGUGAGCUCGAACUGCUACUGUCCAGGCCACUGCUAUUGUUAUUCCUCAGGCCAGCUGGCAGCUCAUGUGACUCAUGGUUGCUUAAAUAAAGAUGAAUUUCUUGGGAAAGCUGUCAUUCCUUCUCUCUUUCUGCCACAUA